This is a messenger RNA of Lepidothrix coronata (blue-crowned manakin), 4830 nucleotides long. It is a transcript of the gene PLCXD2, whose product is annotated as phosphatidylinositol specific phospholipase C X domain containing 2. Lineage: Eukaryota; Metazoa; Chordata; Aves; Passeriformes; Pipridae. Bases 29 to 1018 code for a protein of 329 amino acids. Gene Ontology annotation, biological process: lipid metabolic process. Gene Ontology annotation, molecular function: phosphoric diester hydrolase activity. The record is from RefSeq and is a predicted model, not a curated record. The transcript has 4 exons.
GCGGCUGGGCCGCGCCACCCGGCCGGGGAUGAGGGAGCGCGGCCGCCGGCGCGGCGGGGCCGUGGGGGCCAUGGCCGACGGCAACGCGGACUGGAUGGGCUCCCUGCCCGCGGCGCUGCGCGCCCUCCCGCUCUCCAACCUCGCCAUCCCGGGAUCACAUGAUUCUUUCAGCUACUGGGUUGAUGAGAAAUCUCCUGUGGGACCAGACCAAGCCACAGCCAUCAAACGUUUGGCCAGACUUUCCUUGGUUAGAAGGAUCAUGAAGAAAUGGUCAGUGACUCAAAAUCUGACUUUCAAAGAGCAGUUGGAAGGUGGGAUCCGCUACUUUGAUCUUCGUGUAUCUUCCAAACCUGGGGAAAUAGGACAAGAGAUUUAUUUCAUACAUGGCUUGUUUGGCAUCAAAGUAUGGGAUGGGCUGAAGGAGAUUAAUACCUUCCUUGAGCAGCACCCCAAGGAAGUAAUCUUCUUGGAUUUCAAUCACUUCUAUGCCAUGGAUGACGGCCAUCACCACUUCUUGAUCAACAGGAUCCACUCAGCAUUUGAAUCCAAACUUUGUGCUGUUGAAUGUGUGGAAUACGUGACAUUACAGUACAUGUGGGAGAAGAAGCACCAGGUUCUCAUAUUUUACCACCACCCUUUGUAUCAGGAAUACCCCUUCCUGUGGCCAGGUAAUAAAAUGCCAGCACCAUGGGCUAAUACAACCAACGUGCACAAACUGCUGCAGUUCCUGGAGACCACACUUGAGGAACGAAGUCGUUACGGGACUUUUCAUGUUUCUCAAGCAAUCCUCACACCUCGAGUGAAAACUAUUGCACGACAUCUCGUUCGUGGUCUGAAGAACACACUUGUUCAUAGGAACCUGCCCAUGAUUUUGAAUUGGGUGAAAGAACAGAAGCCCGGUGUUAUGGGUGUUAACAUAAUUACCUCGGACUUUGUGGAGCUGGUUGACUUUGCUGCUACAGUUAUUGCACUGAAUGACCUCCUUUUAGAAGAGGAUGAAUCUACAUCUAAAUCCUGAUUGUGCUCAUCAGUGGACAUCUUUGAACUAUGCUCAGUGUUUUACUUAUCAAGUGAAACCCAUUGUAGUCUCCAUUCAUUUAAAAAAAAAAAGUGUCCUAGAGGAACCGUGGUUAGACAUCACGUACAGCCAGGUCCCCGCUCCUGGCGAUGUGUGGACCUGAGUGGAACAAAGUACUGUCUGAGUGCUGCUGCGUGUCUGUCUGUGCUAAGUGUUUGACUAAGUUAUGCACACAUCUGCUGCCGUCUGGUGCAGUCCCUGCCUGCCAACGAGAGGCUGGCCUCUGGAGCAGAUGUACCCGAUUGUGGGGCGCAUCUCCCUGGUGACUGGGCUCACCGUGCCCUUGUGUGUGCAUCCUGCUUGUUUCCCAUCACCACGGCUCACUCCAAGGAUUGCUGCUGAUCCCAUAGCGGUCUGGCCAGGCUGGCUGAGAUGGUAUUGUUCUUGGGCCACCUCAGGCAUAGCUGGGCCCAGCUGGGGGCUGCUGCUGUGUUCAUUAUGCUGUUUUAGACACUACCUCUGACUUACUUGAAGGGACAAUAUUGCCAUUGUUCAGGGGGAAGCUGUUAACACUGUUAAAUAUCCAAACUGUCCUUUGGGCCUGAGAGGUGAAGGCUUGUCCCACUCUUCCUCUUUGGAGUCCAAAUGCUUCUUCUGGACCUCUUUAUAUUACUUUAAUACUUCAAUACAUUUAUUGCAACCAUGUUUGUUUCUUUUUUGUUUGUGUUUCUUUUGUCAUUAAUUUGGAGAAUAUUUCUAUCUUCAGAUUUUGAAGAUUAUAACUCACAAGUCUGAAUUCCUGUUGGGACAUUUGAGAAUGUACAGCGCAACCUUUCUCUUUUGCUUGUUGGUUACUUGGAUUUUUUCAUCCUUUGGUUUUUCUUUGGGGAAAGUUUCUCACCCAGACAGCCUUUCUCUGGAAGAAGGUGGGCUAAAUGGGGGAUUACUUGAUAUUCAAAGAACUGGAGUUGACAGGGACUGCAUAAAGCCUAAAUAUUGAAUCACUGUGACUUGUGAUGUGACAAUGAAUUUUGAAAUAGGACUUGCAAGUUGUGCUUGUAGCUAUGGGGGAGAAAUUUCUCCAGCCUUCACAUGCUUAUGACAAAGUAAGCAAUAGUCAUAGAAGCACAGGCAGGUGUCAGUGCUGCUUCUUUCUGUAGUCAUGCUCAUUUUUGUUUGUUCACAACAAGAUAUGACCAUGUGUGUUUGCGCCAAUGCAAUCGCAUGUUGGUGCUUAUCAGCACUUAAUUCACUAGCUGAUAGCAGUCCUGCAGUCUGGUUUACCUUUGUUUUUUUUUUUAAAAAAGAUUAAGCACAAAAAUGACUGAUUAGCAGAUGCUUCUCUCCUCAGUCAUCUUUCUAAAGCAACUGUUGGUGCACUAAUUAUUCACUGAAUAUGAAUUUGUAUUAAUCUCUAAGCUUAUUUAUAAUAGAAUGGAUCAUUUUUUAUGGAUAUUUUAUUCAAAAGAAAAGUGAAUCUCAAGAUUUAUUAUUUUUGUUAUUGUAUCCUGUGUCUGCCAUCAUGGUCUGACAGCUGUGAAAAAUCUCAAACCUCUUUGCUUGCUUGUCACAAACUCUAAACUUAGGACAAGUUUAUCUAAAGGUUUGCAAACCUUCCAUAUGAACCUUGGCUGGAUUCUGAGCAGACUGUAAUCUGAUUUAUCUGUUGUUUGCAUGGUUUUCAUUAGAGUUCUUUGAAUUUUUUAACUGAAUCCUUUCUCUAAGGGAGUUGGGGGUAGGGGACUGCCUGUCACUCAAGCUGUCUUUCUCCUUUCCUCUUGUGUUCUAGUGACGGGGGACAAGUGAUAAAAAUCAGUUUUUGGGAACUAAGCUCAAAUUUCUAGUUUAAUACUUCCUUUGAAAACCUCAGCAGAAGGUUUUUAUUUUUUUUUUUCUUGUUGAUGAAACUGUUGGAACCUUUUUUUGAACAGCACUGUUUAGUGUGCAAAUUUAUUUAAAAUACCUGGAUUUUCCUUAGCUGUAUUUUGUGUUAGCCUACUUUACUCGUGGCCCCAACUGAAACUCCAUGAUAGCAUUACGUGUAUGGAUUUGGUUUCAGUGGUGGUGUAGCUGCAAAUUGUCUUAGAGCUCAGAACUCAGGAAAACCUGGCUUGAAUACUGAUUAGGCAGAAAUAAUAUGUUUGCAAGGUUUCCUGCAGAACUGGAAGACAAGGCAAGAAGAUGAAGUGAAUAUGAUGUUUGCAUUUGACCCUUAAUGUAUUUUGUACUGUAUAUAUCUACCUCAAAAGAGAUUUAUUGGACUUAACCAAUACUUGUAUUGUGCAUGCACAGGAAUGACUGAGUCAUUGGUCCUUCUGCUGUAUUUAUUUGGAUAGAAACGAGAUGGUUGCAACUCAGGGCUUUGGUUAGACAUUUUUAAGUGCAAACUCAGCAGUUUCUCUAACAUACUUGCUGUUAGCUCUUGCCUCUUGAAAUAGAUAAUGGCAUGUUAGGUGUUAAGAGUGUUAGCAGAGGGAGAAGAAAUGGAAAACAGCUUUAGGAUUAAUGGUUAAGUAUGUGUGGGGGGAGAACAAUGUUUCUGUAAGGUUGGCCUGUCUGAGGAGUCUCAUGUGUCUUUUCAGAGCAGUGCUGAUGUUGUGCUUCUAAUGUGAGGAACCUGACAGUCUCAAGUAGUGAGUUGGGCUCUUGGCAGAUAAUACUUGUCUGUGACAGGAUAUCUCCCAUGGAUAUUCUGGGCAAUGUUAGUGCUGGUGUUUCAAAUUGGUCCUAGGGUAGUCCUAAACCAUCCUAAGCGAUAUGAACUAUCUUUCUUCUAUUCUGUUACACAGAGCAAAGCUACCCAUAUAACAGGCUUAUCUCUCUGACACAACACCAAAACAUAUUCAGACCUCCUCAUGCUUUGAAAGAUGGAGCUCAUCUAGGCUUGAACUUUGGGCUGUGGACUCUAUUUUGCAGCAUUACAAAAUUAAAAGGUGAGCUGGGCAGGAAGGGAGGGUCAAGGAAGUAGGGCAGUAGUUUGCAUCCAGUGCCCAGGUGGAAGGUGUGGCAGUGUUUGGCCCAGUUUCAGGCAGUAGAGUGGAGCAGGUCUGGCAGGUGAGUGACAGUGGCUGCAGCUCAUGCUGAGACACUCAGGCAAUAGUCUGACUCUGAGUAGUCUGUUCCUGAGGUCAGUGUGAGCAAUUCAGACUGUGAGAUCAGGGAUGUGUGAGCUGGAGGAAAAUAAAGAUUGACAUGAACACAGGAGAAAGCUGGGGGUUUUUUGCUGUUGAUGUAGACAUACAUUUGGUGAAUACAGUGCUUCAGUCUUGCUCGUAUAUCCCCAAAGCAGUAGGGUUUACUCUUAAACAGUCUAGGUAGAAAACUCCCCCUGAAGAGUUGUUCUGACUUCUUGACUAUUUGGUAGGUGCUGGGAGAGGAAAAGCCAGGAAAAGAGCAGCUGCUUGAGGCAAAGUACUUACUUGAAUUGCAUGUUCUUGAAUAAUUAUUCAUAUGGUUUGUUAUUAUAGAUUCAGGUUACUUAUAUAUUGUUUUAUGACUGUUCUUUCUCUUCCUAAUAUGCAACACAGAAUGCCAAGCACACUGAUGGCAUUCCUGUUCUCCUUGCACUGAUUGCUGCCAUGUGCAAUUCAAGGGCACAUUUGAGGCACAGUAGAUCUCUGUGUGUAUCCUUGAUGGGAAGUAGUAGGGAGAUAGUUGUUACAUGUGUGACUACUUAGCUUCUUACUGUGUCCUUGUAGGUGAAAACAGAAAAGGAGUCACUACUGGAUUUUGCAGACUGACAAUCUCUUGGCUUCUUACUGUCCUAAUACAUUGAACUGUGAAACUGGGAGUUAGUGUUUUCUUUUGUUAUU